GCUACCAAAGAGUAGCAAGCUUGUUACUCUUUGAAUCAAACUCUAAGUUUAUCUUAUCAUGAGGGAUCCAAAGAAAUACUCGCUCUGAAUUGCUACAGUGAAUUUUUUAGAGAGAUUUAUUAUUAAACAGGUAAAUAGAACUCACAAUCUUUAUUAGACACUAAAUGCACCAUUUUUUAAACAAUAUUGGACGAACAAUUUUCAUUAGAUUAAGUCCAGAACGACUAGCUACUUUUUUCAAUUUGAAUUCAUUCCGAGUAUUUCUUGGGGACUCUUUAGUUUAUACAUUUAUCAGUUUACUAUUGUAAUGAGUUUAUUUGAAGCUUGUAUUUUGAGCUUUUGACCUUAACGUCGAACGGCAGUGGCAUUAAUAAAGUCUUUUUUUAUUCCGAUUUUAGUUGCUGUCUUGCUGUUUUGGUGCAUCUAUCUGGAAAAUGUAACAAAAAUUCAUGAUCGCAUGGAUAAAUUGUAUUAUUGAAAAGUACUUCAACUGACGAAAAAGAUUGAAAUGGGUUGGGAGAAAAUACGAUAAAUUUGCUUAGCUGUCGAUUCUACUUGAACAUCUACAAUUAAAAUUAUGAGAAAUCAACAGGAAAAAUGAUCCAUUAGUUUCGGAAAUAUUUACUCAACAGUUGAAGUUAACGUUUAACAUAGCAUGAGAUUGGAAUCAGGGUUGUCUGGUUCAGAGGAUAAUCCAGAUAUUUAUACCAUCAGUGAAUCGAGAGUCAUCUUUAGUCCACCUCUUAUGAUGUCAACAAUAAACAAUGAAAAUCAAGAAUUUACUUGGUACCGAAGAAAGAAACGAGAUCUUGAAAUCAAAUGGAUGCUGUUAUUAGCCAUUUCCAUUGCCCUGUCUUUAGUGCUUUCAAUAAUACUUCUUGGUAACUGCUUGAAAUAUGGACCAACCGUUUUAAGCAUAUCAUCAUGGCAAUCGGCUUUAUUAAGACACAUUAAAGGAAGCAAAACCUGGAAAGAUGCUGACAGUCAAGCAACUAAGAUUGACCAGGUCUGUGUUACUCCAGAAUGCUCAAAAAAAGCUGAAUCAAUAUUGAAAAGCCUUAAUCGCGAGGUUGCACCAUGUGAUGAUUUUUACGAAUUUGCUUGUGGUAAUUGGAUCAAGAAAAAUCCAUGUCCAGAUUUGUAUCCUUAUGUAUCGGUUAUUGAUACACUUAAUUCAAAACCAAUAGAACAAAUAAAAAGUCUUCUUGAGAAUGAGUCUGAUAGUAAUGAUGAACUCAUUACCAACAUUACUCGAUCGUAUUAUAAAAUGUGCAUGAAUGCUGAGGCAAUAUCUAAAAAAUCUAAUCAAAGUAUUCAUAAGAUAAUUGAACAAAUUGGCGAUUGGCCCAUGGCUACUAAUAAACAAUGGAAUCCUGUGGAUUUUGAUUGGAUGGAGGCAACUGUUAAGUUACGAUGGUUAGGAAUCAGCAGUGAUGCAUUCAUAAAAAUUCAACCUGUUAUUGACGUUUUCAAUAACACAAUCUAUCGUAUUGGGAUAAACGAACCUAAAUUAAGUUUAGACAGAAACCAACUGAUUGGCAAUAGUUCUGUGAUCAAGCAUUAUAUAAAUUUCAUGAAAAAAACAGCCUCUACAUACGGUGGUCAAAGGGAAAUGAUUGAACAUGAUGUAUAUGAAGUACUUGAAUUUGAACGAGAAUUAUCUUUGCUAACAAUGCCUGAAGAAGCUGUUCGCGAAUCUAUCAUGUUUUAUCGUUCCAUGACUGUUGCUGAUUUGAGUACAUUGGCUCCUUCGAUUCCAUGGGUUGAAUUUCUGUCGGGACUUAUUGGUAGAGAAAUCAGUGAUGAUCAAUUUUUAUUGGUUAAAAAUUUCAACGGUUUCAUUACUCGGUUAGAGUUGCUGUUGAAGAAAACUGAAGAAAGAGUUUUGGCCAAUUAUUUAAGCUGGACUGUGGUUAGAGCUCUUCUUCCAUAUUUAGGGCCUAAAUAUGACCAACUGGAGGUUGAAUUUUGGGAUGCAUUAUACGAUAAACAUAGUGAAACACCUCGUUGGGUCAAAUGUGUAGAUGAAGUCUCAAAUUACCUUGGACCUGCUUUACAAUCGAUGUAUGCCAGAGCUUUUUACUCUGAGUCUGUUAAAGAAACAGCUACUCGACUUGCAAUCAGUAUUGAACAAAUUUUCAAUGAAUCACUCAGUCAAAAUAAGUGGAUGGACAAUGAUACUAAAAUCCGAGCUAUGGACAAACUUGACAAUUUGAACAUGUUUAUUGCUUAUCCUGACGAUUUUCUCAAUGCAUCAUCUGUUUCCAAAAUGUUUGAAAAGAUGGAUUACAAUGAAGGAUCAAGUUAUCUUGAAAAUACCCUGAAUAUGUCUCUUUGGAACAUUAAUAUGCUACUUGAACGAGUUGAUCAACCUAAUGGAAGGAUUGAUUGGGCAAAAACUCAGAGAAUCAGCGAUGCUAAUGCUUUCUACUCAGCCAGUGACAAUGCAUUGUUUUUACCGAUGGGAAUAUUAACACCAGAAGUCUUUUCACCCAACUUACCAAGUUACCUUAAUUAUGGUACAAUUGGAUAUGCUGUUGGACAUGAAAUGAUUCACGGAUUUGAUAAUCUUGGACGUCAUUUUGAUAAAUCUGGCAAUCGUAAUAACUGGUGGACAAAUGAGAGUCAAGUUAGUUUUGAUGCCCAUUCUUCAUGCUUUGUGAAUCAAUACAGUAAAUACCAUUUAAUCAAUGAUAUCAAAUUGAAUGGUCAACUUUCCCUGGAUGAAAAUAUUGCUGAUAAUGGCGGUUUACACAUUGCUUAUCAAGCUUAUCAAUCAACGCGAAAAUAUAUAGACAUUGAAUUGAAAAUGCCUGGGUUAAAUUAUACUUCGGAUCAACUUUUCUGGAUAAGUUAUGCUCAGCUUUGGUGUGCAAAUUACAAAAAUUCAACUCUUGAAAUAGAAGGUGCCAACAGUAAUCAUGUUCCUGGAAGAUACAGAGUAAUUGGGUCCCUUUCCAACAAUGUAGAUUUUUCAAAUUCAUUUAAAUGUCCUAUUGGAUCGCCGAUGAAUCCCGAAAAGAAAUGUUUCCUGUGGUAAAGAAUCAAUAGUUUGAAUUGCAAAAAUAAAAUUCUCACGAAAAAAUCAAUUGAAAUAUUUCAUUUUUAAAGCCCAUGUAUGAUUCAAUCUAAAUGAACUUUUUACCAAACAAACAAGUAAUUUUUUUCAAAAUAAAGUGUUGUUAUUAA
Molecule: messenger RNA, 3189 nt
Organism: Tetranychus urticae (two-spotted spider mite)
Lineage: Eukaryota; Metazoa; Arthropoda; Arachnida; Trombidiformes; Tetranychidae
Source: RefSeq, a predicted model, not a curated record